Messenger RNA from Dendrobium catenatum, 1224 nucleotides. RefSeq names its product rac-like GTP-binding protein 3. The transcript has 8 exons. Bases 327 to 965 code for a protein of 212 amino acids. Gene Ontology annotation, molecular function: GTPase activity; protein kinase binding; GTP binding. Gene Ontology annotation, biological process: regulation of cell shape; cortical cytoskeleton organization; establishment or maintenance of cell polarity. Lineage: Eukaryota; Viridiplantae; Streptophyta; Magnoliopsida; Asparagales; Orchidaceae. The record is from RefSeq and is a predicted model, not a curated record. Gene Ontology annotation, cellular component: cell projection; cytoplasmic vesicle; cell cortex.
UCAAGUACAUUCAUCAUUUCCUCCUCGUCCUGCUCCCGGACAAAAGCACCUUCCUCUUAAAGGAGCUCACAUUCAUCUCACCGUUCUCUGCAUUCCAAGGUCGAAAAAUCCCACCUUUUUCCCUUGUUCUCCAUUAACGGAGUCGGUCCCGUGGUGAAAGAGUGAGUAUGGCCAUCUCUUGGUACUAUUCCUCUAGAGAGAGGUAGAGAGAGAGAGAGCAGGAAUCAUGUGACCCAGCGUUGCGCUUAUAUAUACUGAAAGCUUUCCCAAUCCUCUUCGAAUUUCCUCUUCCCCUGCACUUCUUCCCCAAUUUUCAGCUGAAAGGUAUGUCGUCAAGUGCGUCGAGGUUCAUCAAAUGUGUCACAGUUGGGGACGGGGCCGUUGGGAAGACUUGCAUGCUAAUCUGCUACACGAGCAACAAAUUCCCGACGGACUAUAUACCCACUGUGUUUGAUAAUUUCAGUGCCAAUGUAGUGACUGAAGGAACUACUGUGAAUUUAGGGCUAUGGGACACUGCUGGGCAAGAGGACUAUAAUAGACUGAGACCUUUGAGCUAUCGAGGGGCUGAUGUCUUCGUGUUGUCUUUUUCAUUGGUUAGUCGCGCGAGCUAUGAAAAUGUGCUGAAAAAGUGGAUUCCUGAGCUACAACAUUAUUCUCCUGGAGUUCCUAUUGUACUGGUUGGCACAAAAUUGGAUCUUCGUGAGGACAAGCGUUAUUUGGCAGAUCACCCAAGCGUAGUUCCUGUUACAACAUCACAGGGAGAAGAAUUGCGUAAGCAGAUUGGUGCUACAUAUUUCAUAGAAUGCAGCUCAAAAACUCAGCAGAAUGUCAAGGCAGUUUUUGAUGCUGCAAUCAAGGUUGUUAUUCAGCCUCCACCAAGAUUGAAGGAGAAGAAAAAAAAGCGCCAACAUAAAUGCUCAAUAAUGAACAUAUUUUGCGGGAGGAAGCUUGUGUGUCUCAAGUGAAAGCUCUUCUCACUUACAUCUCCAUAGUUUUUUUUUUUUUGCGAUUAAACUUUCAGAUUGUGUGACAGCUUAAUAGAAAUCAUGUUUCAGAUCAAUUUCUAUCUCUAUCUACAACCUUUUGUAUUGUAUUCUAAAUUCUUUUGUCUGGGCUGGAAGGGAUAAUCAUUUUAUUUGUGUUGUAAUCUGCUAGUGUUUAAUUUGUUUGAUUAAUGGAUUAUAUGCUUUACUGAAAGAGUGGAAUGUCCUCUGUUCUAUUUCA